AUGGCCAUGACUAUCAUCUCGCAUCUCUGCGGUAUCACCCUUACGCCUAAUCGAGGAUCAGACUUCAAGCGAUACCACCUAGAGGUUUUGACCAUGCCGGUGUAG
Messenger RNA from Sclerotinia sclerotiorum 1980 UF-70, 105 nucleotides. RefSeq lists its product with no specific name. The record is from RefSeq and is a predicted model, not a curated record. The transcript has a single exon. The coding region runs from base 1 to 105 and encodes 34 amino acids. Lineage: Eukaryota; Fungi; Ascomycota; Leotiomycetes; Helotiales; Sclerotiniaceae.